AGAAGCCCCGGGCUUCUGAUAGCCUACACAGCGAGCCACCAAGCCUCUGUGUUUAACCAGACUUACACGGCCUAUUGUAAUGAGGACAAAGAGCCGGACUGUCCUUAAGGACCCGACAUUCUCUGUAUUAUCCGCUCCUUCAUCACGCAGUCGCUGACACUGGGUCAGCUGAGACGGACCGCACGGGCACGAGCGAGUUCGGAUUUUAAACGCGCGCUGCUGAAGGAAAUCGUUUCUGGACUUAAAGAGAAAUACAUGCAAUGUUUUGGGAUUUAUGUCCAUUUUACUAAUUAACUCGUAACAUAUAAACCGCACUUAGCUGCUCGUUGAUUGUGUGGAAGGGAAGAAGGAGAAGGAGCAGAAUUAGAAGGAACGGUUUUGAAGGAAACGCGUUGAUGAGAAGAACAGCAGCGCUACUGGAGCAGAGCUCUGCGUGACUGUCCCGAGAUUUACCCUCAACACAGAGACACACACAUUUACCACAUCACAUCCCCCGGAAUUUCAUUUCUGUUUGCCCCGUUUUUGUUUUUGUUUUCAAAGCAUUUUAUCCGAACACUGGUUAAAAUGCAGCUCAGGACUGUUUUGGACGUUAAAGUGGUGGAUGUGGAGAAGAGGCGACAUCCUUCCAAACACUAUGUUUAUCUCAUCAAUGUCACUUACUCUGAUUCCACAUCUCACAUAGUCUACAGAAGAUACAGCAAAUUCUUCGACCUUCAGAUGCAGCUACUUGACAAGUUCCCAAUUGAGGGAGGGCAGAAGGAUCCCAAAAAGCGCAUCAUCCCAUUUCUUCCAGGUAAAAUUCUGUUUCGACGAAGUCAUGUACGAGACGUGGCCAUGAAGAGAUUACGCUUUAUAGAUGAUUACUGCAGGGCGCUGGUACGACUUCCUCCACAGAUCUCCCAAAGUGAGGAGGUGCUGCGCUUCUUCGAGACCAAACCAGACGACAUGAGCCCUCCUGUAGAAGACUAUGGCACCAAACGGAAAUCAGUCUGGAUGUAUGGCCUACAGGACAGUCCCACCAAGUCUGAGGCCUCAGGUCUGGACAGCAGUGAACCAAUGGUACUGGAGCAGUUCGUGGCCGUGGCCAACUACGAGCGGCAGGAGAACUCGGAGAUCAGCCUGCGUGCUGGGGAAACGGUGGACGUGAUUGAAAAGAGCGAGAGUGGCUGGUGGUUUGUCAGUACUGCAGAAGAACAGGGCUGGGUUCCUGCCACAUAUCUGGAUGCUCAGGCUGGCACUAGAGAUGAUCUGGAGCUGGGCACGUCUCGAUCGGGAGAGGUUACUAAACGGCGCAAGGCUCAUCUGAAGCGACUGGACCGGAGGUGGACACUAGGGGGCAUAGUCAACCGCCAACAGAGCAGAGAGGAGAAGUACAUCACUGUGCAACCUUACACCAGCCAGGGUAAAGACGAGAUCGGGUUUGAGAAAGGAGUAACCGUGGAGGUCAUUCAGAAAAACCUGGAGGGAUGGUGGUAUAUCAGGUACCUAGGAAAAGAGGGCUGGGCCCCGGCUUCGUACCUCAAAAAGCUAAAAGACGAUCUGUCCCCAAGGAAGAAGACAUUGACUGGUACUGUGGAAAUCAUAGGCAACAUCAUGGAGAUCAGCAAUCUGCUCAACAAGAAAGCCGUAAGCGAGAAGGACGUGCAGACAGAUGGAGAACCUACCACGCCAGAGCGACACAUCACCAAGAGUGAAAUCAGUCUUCCCAUGCCAUGCGCUCCUGAAGCAAACCAGGCUUCAGUGACACCAAGCAGUGCCACAAAAGCAGGCACUGAAUGUAGCACCACCCUACAAGACACUAAGCCAAAGGCAGAGCCGGGCUCACCUGCUAUAGCAAGAGUGGCUCCUCAUCGAGUGGAGAUUGGCUUUGAUGCAAUAGGAUCUCCAAACCUGCGACAGAAACCUCCCCCUCGAAGAGAUACAAAUCUGGGAUUUCAGCUUCCAAAGCCUCCAGAGCCCCCUACAGUGGAAACGGAGUACUACACAAUUGCAGAGUUUCAGUCCUGCAUCUCAGAUGGCAUCAGCUUCCGUGGAGGACAAAAGGCUGAUGUAAUAGAGAAGAACUCUGGUGGCUGGUGGUAUGUCCAGAUUGGGGACCUGGAAGGUUGGGCACCCUGUUCCUACAUUGACAAGCGCAAGAAGCCUAACCUGAGCAGGAGAACAAGCACACUCACCCGGCCCAAAGUUCCACCCCCAGCACCUCCUGUCAAAAAGCAGGACUCUGAGGACACACCCUCUCUGAGUGCUUCCGGCUCCAAAGCUUCAGAAUCCCCUAGCAGGCCUGUUUAUGAGGAGCCAGAAUAUGACAUUCCCGCCAUGGGAUGUGAUCUGGAAAUGGACACACUCCCCAUAAAAAAGGGGCCUCGACCUGUGCUCAUCAAAAGCAGUAAAGCUGCUGCUGAAAGAAUUGCUCAAGCUACAGGCAAAGCCUCACCUCUUUUUACUGUGAAGACAUCCCCUUUAAGAAAUGAAAACUCAGUGGAAAAGGUUACCAAGGAAGAGGCCAUAUAUGAAAAUGACGGCUUUAGAUAUUCUUCUGAUGACUUUGCCUGUACUAGAGAGAUGAUCGCGGUGGGCUCAGAAUCCCCUAGAAGCCGCACUUUGGGCAGAAAGCCCCUGGGGUCCUCCGCUUUUCCUGGAGAAGGAAAGUCUCUCAGGGAUCCUCCAGAUCUGAGGACUCAGUCACUGACGCGUGCUGAGAAGUCCUGCCACAGGUCAUUUUCAGAUGAACCAGGGCGAAAUUCCAAAAGAGAGCCAGUCUUGCGCAAGGAUGUAGAGCUCCGGAUUGGACAGAGCCCCUUAACUCGGCCCAAGCCAGUGGUCCGUCCAAAACCUCUGUUGACCAAAUCUGAACCCCACAGCCCAGAAAGAAUGGACAUCACCAGCUUCCGGCGCCAGCUGCGUCCUGCAGGAGCCAUUCGGCAUGGAGUAGUCCGUGGAGCACGUGGUGAAGACUCUGAAACGGCUUCAGUGGUGUCGUCUGAGGAUUCUGUGUCCUCUCGAAGCAUUUCAGACCUUUCCAGCACUUACUCAAAGGGCAGCCGAGGUGACUCUGAUCAUGAAUGUUGCUUUUAUCGUACCACCGAUGCAUACGAGCGGGCACAGGAAUCUGAGCUCAGUUUUCCAGCUGGCAUAGAAGUGGAGGUACUAGAGAAGCAGGAAAGUGGCUGGUGGUAUGUCAGAUGGGGCGUAGAAGAAGGGUGGGCUCCAACUUUCUACCUAGAGCCUGUUAGGCAACUUUUAGAUUUAGGUGUCCCAGAGUCCCAUGAUGGAUCUUCGAAAGAGUUGAGCAACACGAGCAAGUCUAACAGUCUGGAGAAGAAUGAGCAACGUGUACAAGCUCUUAACAACCUUAAUCAGCAGAAUCUGCGUCGGAUGAAUAAUCCCAGCCCACCUAUUCCCUCCAAGCCCCCUGGAGGCUUUGGUAAACCAUCCCCCCAGCUGAAUGGUUCAGGGGUACGAAUGCGAAAUGGCAUUCGUCAGGCAGCUGUACGACCCCAGUCAGUUUUCGUGUCGCCACCACAGCCAGUGAAGGAAACCAAUUUAUACACAGGGUCCCUAAGGCGCAAUGAAUCGCUUGGUGCCAGUGAUCACAUAAGGUCCAGUGGCGGUGUGCGCCGGAAUUCUUCCUUCAAUACUGUGCGGCCACAGCUAGUAACUGAUGUACGAUUGAGGUCUGGGACUACAAUGACUGUGCCAGCUGGGAGCUCUAGCCCCUUGAUUGCACAAAAGAAUGGAAUUCCAGUUUCCACAGUAAAGCCCAAACCUAUUGAGAAGUCACAUCUUAUUCACAACAACCUACGUGAAGUUUAUGUCUCUAUCGCUGAUUAUCGGGGAGACGAGGAGACAAUGGGCUUUCCCGAAGGCACUAGCCUCGAAGUUCUAGAAAAGAACCCUAAUGGAUGGUGGUACUGCCAGGUACUAGAUGGCCUACAAGGAAGGAAAGGUUGGGUUCCAUCUAACUACCUGGAAAGGAAGAAAUAGCACCCUCUAAAAGAAUGUCUCUUAAAUGUUGCCUAACAUGUACAUUUGUUAUUAAACUCUAUGAGGACCUUUUUUGUAUCAUUGUAAAGAGAGACACCUUAGUGCUGGUUUACUUAAAAGUACAUAAGACUCUAAAGAUGCGUAUGUGGAUUAAGCAAAUAAAAACAUGGCAUUGAGAGUUAAAAAUGAGGGUUGGGCCAUCCCAAUGUCUUAAGUAUCACUGGAGGAUCCUGUCUCCAGUUUGAAAAAAGGGUUUUACAUGCAUGAGAAGAGUGAUUCAGACAAAUGUCGAAAAAAUAUUUAUACCAAACGGGUGCCUUUGUCCAUCAAUGACUGAAUGUUAAAAGGAAUCAUUUAAACACCAGUGAAAUAAUAUCAGUACCAAACUUACCAACUUGGUGCCAUAGGCCUAUUAGCGCAGAAAACGCCAAAACUAUUUUUGCUACAAAAUGACAGAACGAGAGGGAGAUAUGUAUGAGGGAGUAAUGUAGUGAAAUAGAAUGUGUACAAGCACUCAAAACCAAGAAUGUAAUACAUUGGAUACGCAAAUAACAAAAGGUGUUUACCAUUUAGUGCAUUUAAAGAUUACAUUCGAUUCUUAACAUUUGUUCAUUUUUUUUUUUUUCAUUUCAUAUCCUGAGCAUUUUCAUGUCUUCCUUAGAGAUGUAUUUCUGCUUUCUUGUGACAUCCCUGCAACUAUAUCAGCCUGGAUAAGGAGGUGUCUCGUGAGGGACUUCCCUGUCAUGUGAUCAUUUAGAUCUGAUGUGUCUUUAAUGAGGGUCUCUAACUAAUUGGCUUUACUUUUUUGGCUCUCCACUUUGCUUUAAAGCCCAGCCAAUAAUAAAAAGAAACACUGAUUUACUUUUGCAUUUGAUGUGGUGCAGUUAUGUCUAACUCAGAUUUACAGGGAAUUAGAUACAAAUGGAUUUCAGUGCUUUCUAUCUAUCUCUUUAAGUACCUGGGUAUCAAGUUUACAAAUUUGCACAGAACAGAACUUUGCAUAUAUUGCUGCUCUAGGUUUAAUAUAUUUACUGUUGUUGGAGUGGAAUUAGAAACAUAGUACUGGAAAGUAUGGCUUAAUAUGUGCCAACAAAUCCCAGGAAUGUUACAUAGCAAUGAGCCCAAAAUGUGAUUAAACCAAAGCAAAAUAACAAUACAUGUGCUAGUUUUUUGGUUGUUUUAUUUUGUUUAGUAUUUAUUUUGUGGUUACAGUGAAGUACAGUGUAUUCAGAAAACCCAAACGAGGUUUCAAAACUGAGCAGAAUAGUUAUUUAAUUUUUAUAUCUGGAAGCACUUGAUUUAUUUUUUUUACCCAAAGGAAAGCACAUUAUCAUGCAAGGUUUAUUUCAACAUGUAACAAUAUUGCUGGGCAGUAUUGGAUUUAAAGUUGAAGUGACACAGUAGCAGCUGAAUUUAAGCUUACAUAUGACAAUUCCUGUUUUCAUAAAAUUAUUAGUAUUGAAUAGAAAAUUAUGCUGACAUGCUAUAGUUUGGUAGAAAAGAUCGUAAUCCUGGACAGAAUGUAAAUUUCAGUCAGAUUAAAAAACAUCCAUCCCCCUUUGACACAAUGUUUUUGUGAUCCAUGUUAAAAGGCUGAUGUUCAAGACUGCUGAAAUAUUUUUCUAACGAAUGGUGCCGUGUGAACUCAGUACUUGGGUUAAGCACUAAUGUUUUUGUCUUUUUUAUUUUCUGCUGGACAGUAUUAUAGUAUUAAACAAAGUUACGUACCUGCUAGAUUGCAGUUAUAUUCUAUUAAGUAGUAGUUGUUUGUUGUGUGAUCACACUCGGACAAUAAUGAUGAAUGGAGUGGUUCAUUUGUUGAGUUGAUGCAUUUGUGUUUUUUUCGUAAAGCAAAAAUGCAUUAAUGUAAAGAUGCAGAGUAUUUUAUCAGCACAUUAUUUAUUAAACUAUUUAUGACUAUUUAAUUUUCUAAAAAUGUUCAAUACCUCUGCUCAUUUAUUCAGUGCUUGCCACUGCAUUGGAGUAAUCAAAAAAGUGGAAAUAAAAAAGUGACAGAAUUUACUGACACAGAUUGGCUACUGUUGUAUUCUAAUUGUAUUUAUUUUAGUUUUUUUUUACUCCCAUUAAUCUGAGGGCAACUGUUUUUAGACACAUUUAUUCAUUUAUUAACUCAAAUGCAGCUAAACAUUUAGUUUUAUCAAAUCUAUCUGGUCUUUUUGACCCUUUACCAAGGCUGAUUGCUGCACCUUUAGCAACUAUGGACACUUCUUCCUUCAUUAUUGGACUUUCUAUAAUGCCAGAUUUAGUAGAUUUAGACUCUGUUUCCUCCUGAUAAGUUGACUCCACUUGUUAGCACUCAAACAAAAAAUGUUUUAAAAAGUAAUGUCCUAAAUCUGUUCUGUUUUAACCAUAUUUAAAGCAAGAAGAGCAAUAUAUAUAUGCCAUAAUGUGCUGGCAAUUUUGUCAAGAGACUGGAAACUUAAGAAUUAUUGUAAAGAAUUUAAGCCCUCUACCAACUCUGACGAAGGCAUUAUAGAAAUGUGUUGGUUCACUUUAACACUUUCAAGUGAUAUCGCUUCUGUCAAAUAAUCCAUUUACAUUUUAAGCAUUGUUAUGUUUGCAUCUACGAUUUACAAUGGAAUAUUACUUCACACUAUGCCUUUUUGUAUAAUAUAUUUGUAUCAUCUAGCCUUUAUGUUUCGUCUUUAUAUAUUUUUGUUAGCAGAAAUAUCACCAUUUAUUGUACUUUAUUCCCCUGUGUGCUUUUGUGACACCAGUGUUAUGAGGUAUUGUGCAAUAGAAUAAGCGGCAUCUCACCAAAAAACAAGGAAUUUGCAACAUCAAGGUUUUUGAUUCUUAAGACCCUUACUUUUUAAAGUCAAAUGUGGAUAGUUUCAUAGACAUCAACCAUGUCAUCUCAAAUGUUACUUUAUUUCAUUAUUUAAAAAAGAGAAUUUCUAAAUGUCACAAUGCCCAUGAUUGACGGACUCUACUUGCCAUAACAGCAGGACUGUAUGACCCAAAUCUCUCUGUUGCUAUUGUUGAGACCACAGGGGUUUUUUUUUUUUUAACUAAGGAGAAUUGAGUUCUCCUACACACUGCCAAAUAUCUCCUUCAAUUUAAUUACCUGUAAGUUUAUUUCCAUCUUUCAAAGAAUCUCUGCAUUGUCAGUGGUGAAGACUUUAACAGAGCUUCACUUAAUCGCUUACUAUUGUAUCUGGCUAAAAUGAGACUGUUGUCCUUACUCACCAUGGAAUCAAAUUUGUGCUGUUUCCAAUCUGAUCCACUGAUGUAUUUAAUGAUGUGAAUGCAUCACAAAUUGGCCACUUGAACAUCUUAGGCACAUCCUCAUACCCUUGACGUUUAACCUUUAACUUGCAUCCCUAAAUAACAUACUUGGUCCCUUUUAUUCAGCAGUAUAUGCAUAUAAUAUCAAAUUUACCAAUAUUCUUCAUCUUGUACUAUUCUUACUGGCCUUUUGUCACAGAAAGAGCUACAGCCUAGAAGUUAGUUAUCUUUUGCUUACAAUCCCUACAGUUUUAUUGCAACCAUAAUUGACUUUUUCUGGAAUGUUCCUUGAAUGAACCAGAAAUGGAAAAGUAAGCACACUAGCCAGUUUUACAUUUGGCUGAUGUGUUUUUCUAUGUCAGGCAGAAACUUACCAGAAAUCCCAGUCUGUAUUACCCACCUGAAAGCUAAACAUAAAAAUGGAAAAUCUGCAUCAUUGAAUUAAUGUCAAGAAUGUGUUAGUACACUCCAUAUGCUGUUAUGAGAGCUUAUAUUAUGUGACAUAACAAUGAGCAGUUACUGUUGGCAGUAAUAGUCAUAAUAGCUGUAAAGCCUAAAUUCUUGUCAGCUCUAGUUAGUUUAUAUCUUUUGACUCGCACUGUGUGAUAACACCACAAUGCAAUACGGCAUGUCACAUGGUCAAAAUCUUUAAUGGUGCUAUUCUUAGUCUUUAUUGGUGUCAUGAUUAAAUGCUUACCCUAUAUAAGGAAAGUCCUUUAUUAGAUCAUAAUAUGCAAACGCUCUCCUAGAAGUCUAUCAUGACUUCAUAAAAGAAUAAUGUCACAAGGAUUAUAAAUCCUAUCAUAAAGGAUCAUAACCCAUAAAAGGACAUCAUAAAAGGAUCAUAACCCAAAGAAGUUAUAACACCCAUGUAAUUUAUUUAAUGGCACAUUAAUUUAAUUGUAAAUUUAGAUAAAAAAAUUGGCACUUAAUGUCAAACAUCAAGGCAUCUAUCAUGACAAUUACCAAGAACAUGUCAUGGCUGUGUCACUUCACAUAAACUCCCAUGACACGUGGCAGCAUAUGGCAUUAGCGGUGACAUGUCCAAUAAGUUCAAGUUAAGCAACAACAGCAACCAUAAAAAUCAGUGUUUGGCAACACGUUUUCACCAGUUUUAGAAGGCUUAUAUGAAUUGUGGCAGGGUUUGUCAGUGUGUGUGUGUGUGUUGAUAUGUGCAGAUGGUUGGCAUGUCAUAGAAAGGUGGCAAGAGAAAGUUGAUAGAUGGAAGUAUUUUUACGUGCAGCCAUUGAAAUUCAAUCAGGUAUUACAAGGUCAAGUCAGACAGUGAAAAUAUACUGCAUUCCCUUGGAGUUGCAGCUGUAAAGACAGGAUUUAACAGGUUUCUGCAGGAGAUGGAUGACCCCGGAUAAUCAGUGCUAAGUUUGAGCUCUCUGUUGCUCUGUGGAUCAUUUAAAGCUGAUCCAAAAAGAUGAAAGUGAUAAGUGCUGAUCUGAGCUUUUAGCAAAAGCUUCAGUCUUUGCCUCUGGGCUGCAGCAUUGAUAAUCCAGCUGUGGGCAACCUUCAUUAGAAAGCAGACGUCUGGAGUGCUGCAGGCACCAAGCACUGCUUCAAAAUCAAAUUACCAAAGCAGCCGGUUUAUUACAGCUCUCUGAGGGUCGUGUCCUGAAUCCCAAUGACAAGGAAGUAGAAACCGAAGACCGAUCGAUUAUCAUGUACCAUCCUAGAUGCGACCGACUUAAAACUGCCAUAACGUGACCUGACGUAAAAUGCUUUUGAAGACGAGCUAAAUAUAGAACGCUUCCUGUAUGUUGGUCUUGUGAGACACAUAAAGUGCUUUGAGGAAUUUCUGUAGGUUUUGAGUUUAAUGCAUUCUGGGUUUAUUGUGUGCCACUGAUGUGAUGGAGCUAGAUCAAGUCUGACAGGAUGCUGUGAUUUUCUUACUCUCAUCUUGAUGAAAAACAGUAAGGAACAGGGAACACGCUGGGCCUUCCUAACAUUGCGCCGCUCGCUCUGCUUGACUUCCUGCACUAAUUAUCAUUUCUCUUGUAUUAAUUAACAGUCAAGAAAUGAACAACUUGCUUCAAAGACAGGUGUUGCAUCAAGUCACACUCUGGUGAUAGUAAAACUGCCAUUGUGAGCUGGAUUUAUUAGCGUGAGGAUCCUAAAUACAACUUAGUUCGUCUUUUAAAGAUAACAUAGCUGCAAUAUCUACAACUCUGAACAUUUUAAACACUUUGAGAUGUGAUUACACUGUCAAAGGCUUUAAAUUGGAUUUUUAAUACUUUUCCUUAAAAACUAUGUGGUCUACAGCUUUACUGUUUAUCAGCAUCAUUUUGUUUAUCUUUUUGUAUAUUUAUCAUGUUUACAUUGUAUCCUGCAUUGCCCUAAAAAGACAAAAAAGAAUAAAAUGUAUCAUCUUUUUUCUUUUA
Molecule: messenger RNA, 9623 nt
Organism: Trichomycterus rosablanca
Lineage: Eukaryota; Metazoa; Chordata; Actinopteri; Siluriformes; Trichomycteridae
Gene: sh3pxd2aa
Product: SH3 and PX domains 2Aa
Exons: 16
Coding region: 565-3984 (1139 amino acids)
Biological process (GO): superoxide anion generation
Cellular component (GO): cytoplasm
Molecular function (GO): phosphatidylinositol binding; superoxide-generating NADPH oxidase activator activity; protein binding
Source: RefSeq, a predicted model, not a curated record